CGGAGGGUCGGUGGCUUGUGAAAACGUGGAAAGCAAUUAUUGGUCGUCGCAAGAGCGUCAGAUGAACCGCAAAGCACCGGAACCUCGCCGAGCAUUUUAAAAUGGAUAAUGCCACGUGGUCAAGAUUCUCUAUGUGGCGAAGCCGGAGGCACCGCUUGACCGCACCGGAAUAUGCCUCCCCGGCGAGUGACCUGGAUCGACUCUCGUCACUUUCCCGAAAAGUAUAAAUAUCUCUCAUUCACACUCCCCAUCCUCGUGCCCUAGCCGUCCGUUACUCCUUUUUCCAGCCGCAACCUGCUGAAAAUAUCCUCAAUUUCUGCUCCAGACACGCUAUUUUCCUUACAUUUUCACGCAAUCCAGCUGAAAUUUGGUGUUUUUCUUCACUAAUUGUUCAUUUAUACUCGGAAUACGAAGGGGGUUUCUUGCUAAGAUUAGUUGGUGGUGAGGGCUUCGAGCUGUCGGUGCGGCAAUGGGAGCGGCAGAAGUGGCCUUUUCCGGUUGGAAAGGUUUGAUUUCUUUGCUGUUUUGAGCUUAUGGGGUCAGACAAUUUCGGCGGCUGUGCAGGCGGUGUUCGGACUAAGGCCUUGCCCGAGGAAGCUGAGGUUCGAAAAUUGGAAGGCGCUUCUGCUGGAAUCAAACGUCCCUUUGACAAAUGGAACUCUGCAGCCAGCCGAAAAGGGAUGUUGAUGAGCAAUCAGUUAUCUGGAGCAAGGAAACAUCUGAAGGCCUCAAUUCUAGUACUAAUGUUGCAAAGACAGCGAAACUAAAUGCUAGGUCACAGCUUAAACCUCGGAAAGCUGGAAGGAAUGCUUCUGGUAGUUCUAAGGGGUUGAAGAUGUUAGAGGUGGAUGGCUCUGUCAGUAAAACCGGUGAAGAUGAUGCAAGAGCUAUAGAGACUUUAUCAAAUCACGCAAGCUGCAAUAAUGAAGAGAAAGUUCAAAUGCCUAAGUUAAGGAACAACUCAACUGGCAAGAGAGGGGACAAGAGACUUGGAAAAACUUCAAGGGGCAAUUUAUCUCUAAAGAAUGGCAUGAUUAGCUUCUCUUCAGCUGCAGGCGGACACAACUUUCUUGGAAGUUAUGGUUUGAAAUCCGACACUUUGGACGUGGCUGAAAAAAUGGAGGAUAUGUCUUUGGAGGAGCUUCUUGAUGGCAGUUAUAUGAGUCCUCUUUUCACCAAAUACAAGGAAAAGAAGGCUACAAGCUCAAAUGAAAGUCUUCUUCAUGCAAUUAGAAAUGCUUGCUCUCUACUUCAGAAACCUGAACGGGUCAAGAGUUGCUCAGAUGAUGAUAAGAUAGCCGAGCCCAUGCAUAUUGCCUCUUUUUCAGCAACUGAAGCUGAUGGUAUUAAAGCAGAUGCCUGCACUUCGGCUGUAUCUUCAUAUGAUAAGUGGUACUCUAAGGUUCUUUGGAUUACAUCUUUGAUGCGAAAGUUCUGGAGGAAUUCUUUGGAGGAUGUUCUUUGAGACCCAAGCCUACAUCUCCAUACUGACCCUGAGAGUUCUAUGAAAUGUUAGUUUGGCUGCUUUAACAGAAGCGUGUGGUAAGCUUAAAACAGCUGAAGCUUGUGUCAAUCUUCCACCAUGCAAACACGUGGAUAUUUUGAAGCACAUUUCACUUCCCCCAACAAAGGAUUUGGAUGCUUUGCUUCUUGAUGCAACCAAACACACAUCUUCCAGAAACAACCCUGAUCCUCGUCUAGGCAAGCCAACAUCAUCUCAGCGAAUUGGCUUGCCUCCUUUUCCUUGGUCACAUGGGUACUCUGGAAACCACAAAUCUGGGCCUGAUGCAUCGAAACCAUCAACAAGUAGGACUGCUUGCCAAGGCAAGUGGGUUAGGGUGAAUGACAUAUUUACUCCUCAAGAUGGAUGUCCUAGUUUUGCAGUAGAUUUGCAAUCUCUCACUUAUGAUCACAGUCUAGUUCCAUCAGGAAGUAAACCAUCUGUGAUUCCAGAAAGAGGAAAUCAGAUCCAACAUCCUUGCGACACUCAAAAUGGUGAACCCUUAGAAAGUCAAACUCAGAGUCAUGUUCCUUCAGGAGGUCAAACAUCUGACCUAUCAGAAAAAGGAAAUACCCCAGCAGUCCAAGCUGAAUUUGCUUCCUUUGACAGAGUUCUUUCAUCAUUUGCUACUUGUUCUAUUUCCCAAGUUUCUUCAGAGGAACCAUCCCCAAGAUGUUUGACUGCUGCACGGACACUGUGUGAAAUUGCAACCCGAUCAGUGAAGCGCAGAACGAAUGGAACCGUAAAGUGUCUUAAGAAACCUACUCAGAAGUCCACAAGAGCUCCUCCAAAGCUGAAGUUGAGUGAGAAACCAGAAAAACCAUUUGCAGCACCAAAUAGUAUGGACAUGAUGAGAGCUUGUGAGGGGAUGCUUCCACCCAAAAGACCUAAACUAAUGUUGGAUGGGGAGAGAAACGGAAAAGCCACUGCAAGAAACUUUGACAGAAAGCAUUGGUCGGCUCCACGAUCAGUUAGACCGUCUUCGAGCAAAUAUUGUAAAAACGCAACAAGUUCAGAAACAAAAGGUCACAGCAACAGCAGCUUUGUAGAUAAAUUAUAUAUGAUGAAGGGUUGUAGUAGUCAGCAAAAAGCAUUCAAGUAACAAGAUGAAGACCGAAGCUCAUCAACACACAAGGGCUGUAUAUGAAGAUUCAUUCAGUUUUAACUUUUAGAUCUCACCAAAAGUGGUAGGUGUUUUGUAAAUUCUGUCUGUAUGAAGAAAGAAGGGAGCUGGUGGCCGUGAUCUUGAUUUCAGGAGAAACAGGCAAGCCUGCCCUGUUGUAUCAUUAUUAUUUGUUUGAUGUUAUCUAAUCAGAAGUGUAAUAUCCAAUCAAAUAUUCUUCCAUCUCCUCCAUCUUUCGUGUAAAGUGGUUCCAAUUUAUUAUCUCCGCUCGGAAAAUAUCAUGUUUGAUCAGAGUACGUAUGUACGAUAGUCGAUAGAGGAUUUGAGUUAAAGGUCU
Messenger RNA from Cuscuta epithymum, 2961 nucleotides. The record is from the annotation of a GenBank genome assembly. Lineage: Eukaryota; Viridiplantae; Streptophyta; Magnoliopsida; Solanales; Convolvulaceae.